Molecule: messenger RNA, 2666 nt
Organism: Pungitius pungitius (ninespine stickleback)
Lineage: Eukaryota; Metazoa; Chordata; Actinopteri; Perciformes; Gasterosteidae
Product: YTH domain-containing family protein 1-like
Exons: 6
Coding region: 536-2413 (625 amino acids)
Biological process (GO): mRNA destabilization
Cellular component (GO): cytoplasm
Molecular function (GO): mRNA binding; N6-methyladenosine-containing RNA reader activity
Source: RefSeq, a predicted model, not a curated record
CCCGGAUGAGGGCGGCCAUUGGGGAAGCGUGCAGGGCUCUAACGUGACCGAGCAGCGCCGUAUCUCCCUCUCUCUGGAAUAAUAAAGGCAAAGUGAAAAAAAGGCAAACCGAGGUCCGGAAAUAACCAGAGCUCCGGAAGAAAAAAGGGUCCAACCGGCAACACGUGACGUGGAAAACCAGGAUUUUCUUCCUUUUCGGUGGUCGUUCGGAGCUCCAGAGUCCUGAAGUGUGGAAGUUACGGUGCAACACAGCGGAAAAUAACACUCAGCUGAGCCCGCUUACAACCGCUAGCACCCCUCUCCCUCCCCACCACACGAAGGCGCGCACGCACCCACACACACACACACACCCUCCCCCCAACACACGCUGAGCGGCGCAGCUAGCCGACAUAAGCUAGCAGUAACUGAGCUGUGUGAACUGGCUUUUUUUCUACUUCUUUUCUUUUUUUUCUCUCUCAAAUCACGGGGCCUUGAAAAAAAAUCCAGUCACAAGCUCAGGCUCUUGUGAGAAUCCAGGGACUUUGCUUAAUGAAUUAUGUCUGCCACAAGCUUUGACCCUCAGAGAUCAAAGGGGCAAGCAUCUAAAGUGCAAAAUGGUUCGCUGCAUCAGAAGGAGACGGUCCAUGACAACGACUUUGAGCCUUACCUCACCGGUCAAUCCACUCAGAACAACAGCUACCAGUCCAUCACCGACCCCUACCUGUCCAGCUACUACGCCCCCUCCAUUGGAUUUCCGUAUCCCCUCAGCGAGGCCCCCUGGUCCACCGGCGGGGACCCCCCUAUUCCAUACCUAACCCCCUACGGACCCUUGAGUAAUGGAGACCAUCACUUCAUGCCGGACACGGUGUUCGGGCAGCCGGGGGGGCUGGGGUCCAGCAUCUACCCCCACCGGUUUAACUUUUUCCCCGAAAACCCCGCCUUCUCUGCCUGGGGCACGAGCGGCUCCCAGGGCCAGCAGACUCAAAGUUCGGCCUACGGCGGCAGCUACAGCUACCCCCCCAGCUCCCUGGGGGGCACCCUGGUGCCUGAUGGUCAGACGGGCUUUCACAGCGACACCCUCAACAAGGCCCCCGGCAUGAACAGCCUGGAGCAGGGCAUGGUGGGCUUGAAGAUCGGGGGGGACGUCGGCGGCCAGUGCUCGGGGGUCAAGGCCGUGGGAUCGGUGAUCGGGGGGCCGGUGGUGGCGGCCGUGGGGAACGGAGCCACGCCCAUCGGAAUGCCGCCGCCCAAACCCACCUCCUGGGCGGCCAUCGCCAGCAAGCCCGCCAAGCCGCAGCAGCUGAAGGCCAAGCUGAAGCCCGGGAUGUCCAACCUGGGGGGGGCUCUCCCCCCGCCUCCCAUCAAACACAACAUGAACAUCGGCACCUGGGACAAAGGCCCUGUGACGAAAGUAGCCACAGCUCCGAUGCAGCACCAGCAGCCCCUGGGCCUGCCCCCCCACGGCAUGCCCCCCCAAGGCCACAUGCAGCAGGGACCCAUGCACCCCCCGCCCCCCCAGUCUAUGGUGCAGCCCCAGAUGCAGCCCAUGGCCUUACAGACGCACCACCACCAACACCAGCACCAUCAGCCGCCGCCUCAGCCCUACCAAAACCACAGCCAGCCCCCGCAACCCCAGACCCGCUGGGUGGCCCCUCGUAAUCGCAACCAGGGCUACGGCCAGGGGGGCUACGGCCAGGGGGGCCCCGGCCACGACGGCGGAGGCGUGAUGGGCAUGAUGGGCGGCGGCAACUGCGGCCCUCCGCCGUGCGCGGGGGGGGGCCCGGUGCCCGGCGGGGAGUCCCAUCCGGUGCUGGACAAGCUGCGCGCCGCCCACGCCUACAACCCCAAGGACUUUGAAUGGAACCUGAAGAACGGACGCGUUUUCAUCAUCAAGAGCUACUCCGAGGACGACAUCCACCGCUCCAUCAAAUACUCCAUCUGGUGCAGCACGGAGCACGGCAACAAGCGGCUGGACUCGGCCUUCCGGGCCAUGAGCGCCAAGGGCCCCGUGUACCUCCUCUUCAGCGUCAACGGCAGCGGGCACUUCUGCGGCGUGGCGGAGAUGCGCUCGCCGGUGGACUACGGCACCAGCGCCGGGGUCUGGGCGCAGGACAAGUGGAAGGGCAAGUUCGACGUGGACUGGCUGUUCGUCAAAGACGUGCCCAACAGCCAGCUGCGCCACAUCCGCCUGGAGAACAACGACAACAAGCCGGUGACCAACUCCCGCGACACCCAGGAGGUCCCUCUGGAGAAGGCCAAGCAGGUGCUGAAGAUCAUCGCCACCUACAAACACACCACCUCCAUCUUCGAUGACUUCUCCCAUUACGAGAAGAGGCAGGAGGAGGAAGAGGAGGUGUGCAAGACCUUUGAACCUUCUCCGAUACCCAACCGCUCUCGGUUGGAUCAGGAGCGCCAAAACCGGAGUAAACAAUAGAAGACAUUAUCCUUGGCUUGAUCAACAGUUACAGACUAGGACUUUUGAUUUAAGAGACAGAAGAAUAUGAAAAUGCAAAGUCCUUCAUUUUUUUCUUCCUAUUUAAUCCUGGUCAAUCUGCCAUUGUCGAGACUUGUUUGCUUUUUAAUUAUUUCUUUUCGGCCCCAUGUACCUCCCACCUCUCGUGCAGGGAUAACAAGUUAAUUAAUGUUUCACCUCGCCAUCACCACGCUCUUUAAUUAUCGUCUUCUUU